AUAAAAACAUUUUAAAAAAAGAUUAGUGAUCGACGAGAAUGGAAGGACAGACUGCUCUUGCUUUGCCUUAUGUUUGAUUUAAGCAAAAAAUGCUGUUAGCUAAACUGAGGCUGUAAAUAGACUGAGACACAGUCUAUAGAGUAAGUUAUGAGCGUUUGAAACGGUUUGUAGUUGAGUUUUAAACCCGCAGGACACUGCUGCUGACACCAGUGUUUUGGACAUAUCUUGCAGAAAGAUGAUGGAGGAUUUCUCUGGUUUGGCUCUGCCUCCUCUGUUUGGAGGACACAUCCUGGAGGCAGAGCUGGAGCCUGGAGGUGUGGAGCUGGGACCGGGAGAGGUGGAGCUGGGCUCGGGAAGCAAUGAGCUGCUGGAGAGUACAGCACAGGAGGAUGAAGAGAGAAGAGCUCUUGAUAAGAGGAAAUAUCUGGCUCUGAGCAGGAGAUGUAAAGACAUUGAACAGGUGAAUCAGAAGAUUCUUGGUCGCCUUCAUCGAGUACACAGAAUUACACGGCGCAUGAAGAAGGAGAGACGGUUUCUCAUGAAGACUUUAGAUGCUCACGGGGAUGACUACAGAAACGCCCAGCUCACUAUACUCCUAGAGGAUGAACCUGGAGCCCAACUAGAUCCUGCUGAUGGAGUGGAGGAUUACCGGCUCAAUGGUGUGUCUUGUUCCACUUUGUCAUCAGCAUUGCAUCAGGCUGCUGGACCAAAGCGGAGGAGGCACCGAAUCCAACGGCAAGAAAAAGAUAAAGACCAACAGAUUGAACCAGACAUGUCAGUGUUGGCAGAGACACAGGUUGGAGAAAUGCCCAGCCCAACCUCUCUGUCUCACUGAUAGUUGCACUGCAGCCCUUGAUAUGAUGAUGAAGAAGCACCCAGUUUCUCUGAAGUUUUCAAUAGAGAUGCUGCUUCUGGUCAGCCAAAGUUUAUACUGUUUGUAGUUUUACUUGAACAUUGGGAAUAGGAUUGAAUUCAUGUAAGGUAUAAUGAGAUGUUUUUCACCUGGUACAUGUACAUUUGUUUUGUAUACAUUGUUUGCUUUUGUCGUAAUUUGUCCUUAGACUUGAUGACAACACAUAAUUAUGACCAGUGGCAAACUGUGCACAUUGCCAUGGCAUGGACAGCCUUGUUUGGUAAAUAUCUGGCAACAUAGAUACAGUUAUUGUAGGGUUGCAAACUUAUCAGUGGCUUUCACAAUAUAUUCCUGGAUACUAUCAAUGAUUUUAUGAUUCAUGAUUAAGUUUCAGGAACUGCUCAUAUAAAUUUCUAUUUGACUGUUGUCUAUUGUAAAGUUUUUUUUAAUUUCAAUUUUUGAGUUUUUUAAUUAUUGUGUUAUAACGGUUUUAAGUUUCCCGGUGUUAAGAAAGUUCUGUUGUAUAGAUUUUAUUAUAUUUGCUAAUGUUGCCCCAAAGCAGACAGAUUUCAUUUAACUUUUAUUGAUGUUUACAUCCGCAUAAACAAUUUAAACUUUGUCUUACAUUAUGUUGCUAUACAAUAAUUAAGAAUUAUUUCAGGCAGAAA
This is a messenger RNA of Etheostoma cragini (Arkansas darter), 1521 nucleotides long. It is a transcript of the gene tfpt, whose product is annotated as TCF3 (E2A) fusion partner. Gene Ontology annotation, biological process: apoptotic signaling pathway; positive regulation of apoptotic process; apoptotic process. NCBI's taxonomy places the organism in Eukaryota, Metazoa, Chordata, Actinopteri, Perciformes, Percidae. The coding region runs from base 236 to 835 and encodes 199 amino acids. Gene Ontology annotation, molecular function: DNA binding. Gene Ontology annotation, cellular component: Ino80 complex. The record is from RefSeq and is a predicted model, not a curated record. The transcript is spliced from 7 exons.